Messenger RNA from Drosophila eugracilis, 294 nucleotides. Its product is annotated as metallothionein-2. The record is from RefSeq and is a predicted model, not a curated record. Gene Ontology annotation, molecular function: metal ion binding. The coding region runs from base 65 to 196 and encodes 43 amino acids. Lineage: Eukaryota; Metazoa; Arthropoda; Insecta; Diptera; Drosophilidae. The transcript has 2 exons.
AGCUAGCAAGUGAAAUUCUGUUUGUCUUAGCCAAGUCAAAGUCCAAGAGAUACAUACCAACAAAAUGGUUUGCAAGGGUUGUGGAACAAACUGCCAGUGCUCGAGUCAGAAGUGCGGAGACAAUUGUGCCUGCAACAAGGAUUGCCAGUGCGUCUGUAAGAAUGGACCCAAGGACCAAUGUUGCAGCAACAAAUGAAGAAACCGAACUAAACUAUGUAUAUAACUUCUAAACUAAGGCUUAACUCACCCUAACGAGUUGGCCGCUAUAUAAAUAAAGUUUAUGAAGAUUUUGGA